CCCAAAUUUUAGCUAAGGAGGUGGUUUAGAGAGCCCGUUGUGAUGCUCUAACGAUUUCACCUCCGAUGGGUAUUAAUUAGUAAAUACUAGACUAACCCACACGGCCGGUCUUGAAAGUUCAGGUGAAUCUUCGUGCGCCGCUGCCCCCGACCACGUUCUCAGUCUAAGAAACAAACACAAUGCUGAAGUUCCUGUCAAGGGUGAGGAUUGAGUUCAAUGCCUUGGACCCACGUACGGCCUCGUGUCUUGAGUUCUUGGCACAGUGCAAUGCCCGGAAGGCCAAGGAGUCCAACCCCUCCUGCGCUGUCCAAGUCAAGCGCCGAACUGAUGAUGAGCCGCCCAAGAUCACCGUCACCUUCGUCAACGGAGUUGAGGAGGUGUUCAAUGCCACCGCCACUCCCGCCCAGGACAUCAGGAACAUGAUUCUUGAAAAGGGUCAGAGCCUCGAGACUGAGCAGAUGUUCCGCGACGCUGGUGAGCCUUGGCCUGUUGUUAUUCCCGCCGAGGAGCUCCACCAACCGGCCCCUGGUACCAAGCCGAGGAAAGCAGAAGAGAAAAAGCAGUAACCUGUUCUCGUUUGAUCAAACAGAUUACUGGGGAGCGCUUGUAUAGUCAAGUCUGCUAGAUUUCAGUUCGGCGUUUCAUUUGGAAAAGAGAAUGCUGUAUUGGAGUUGCAAUUUAGACAAUUCUGUCAUGUUGUGGUUUUGCUUCACUGUAGAAGCAUUUGAUAUAUUUAGUUGAUGUUGAAUCCUCGGAGUAGGAAUUGUGAAUGCUAGGAGCCAUGUUUUCUUCUUCGUUUUUUUGACACUUUUGUUGGAGCUUACAGUCAUUAUAACAUUGUUCUGGCCUGCAUGUGAGAGAGCAAGUAAUUUGAAUAGAUGGACUGUUAAGUGUCUCUAUCUUGUCUUUAGACAAUUCAACCAAUAUUAUUUUUGUAAUCA
Molecule: messenger RNA, 941 nt
Organism: Prunus mume (Japanese apricot)
Lineage: Eukaryota; Viridiplantae; Streptophyta; Magnoliopsida; Rosales; Rosaceae
Cellular component (GO): mitochondrial large ribosomal subunit
Source: RefSeq, a predicted model, not a curated record